CAAUCCACCUCUCUAUUUAACCCACCCACUGCCCCUCCUUUUAUUUCCGCGUUUUCCCUCCUCUUCGAUUCUUCUUCAGAUCUCUCUCUCUCUCUCUCUCUCCCCCCCCCCCCCCCCCCUCUUCGCGCGCGCUCCAUUUUCAACUAUAGUUAGUUCUGUUUAGAAUCAGUGUCAUGGGGACUGUCGUUGAUGCUGCUCCAAUCAAGGAAACUAAUGGAAGCUUAGCUGAGAAGAAGCCUACAGUUGUCUUUGUUUUGGGUGGACCAGGAAGUGGCAAGGGUACUCAAUGUGCAAAUAUUGUCCAACACUUUGGGUACACUCACCUUAGUGCUGGUGAUCUACUCCGAGCAGAGAUAAAAUCUGGCUCAGAGAAUGGCACGAUGAUUCAAAACAUGAUCAAAGAAGGGAAGAUUGUUCCUUCUGAGGUCACCAUAAAGCUUCUUCAGCGAGCUAUAGAGGAAACUGGCAAUGAAAAAUUUCUUAUUGAUGGAUUUCCUCGUAAUGAGGAAAAUCGUGCUGCAUUUGAAGUAGUUACAGGCAUUGAACCAUCUAUAGUCCUGUUCUUUGAUUGUCCUGAGGAAGAGAUGGAGAAGCGCUUGUUGAGUAGGAAUGAGGGAAGAGUGGAUGACAACAUUGAAACAAUUAGGAAGCGAUUUAGGGUUUUCUUGGAGUCUAGUAUUCCUGUGAUUCAAUAUUAUGAAUCCAAAGAGAAAGUUCGGAAGAUUGAUGCCGCGAGGCCUGUUGAGGAGGUGUUUGAAUCCGUUAAAGCCGUUUUUACUCCAAAAAGUGCAAAGGCUGAAUGAGGAUAACUGCCCAAUAGUUUUUGCAUUGUUAUCUUUGAGGUAAUGAUUUUGGUGGCAGCAUCAGAGUUGGAUGUUUAGGUUCUAUUCUAUACAAGGAGUUUAACCAUAUUCUUAUUAUUGUUACCGUACCUUUUAUUACUAAGAUUUGUAAUAGUAACUAGGAGGUUCGAAAAAAGUGUCUAUGUCUUUAUAUUCUUCUUAUUAAGAUUGUAUCCAUUGAUUUAAAUAAUAAAAGCAUGUAUUGGUUCUCUAUUAUUCAAUGAUUUUCUAUUCU
This is a messenger RNA of Cucumis sativus (cucumber), 1077 nucleotides long. Its product is annotated as UMP-CMP kinase 3. Gene Ontology annotation, cellular component: nucleus; cytoplasm. Bases 174 to 803 code for a protein of 209 amino acids. The transcript has 10 exons. Gene Ontology annotation, molecular function: UMP kinase activity; ATP binding. The record is from RefSeq and is a predicted model, not a curated record. NCBI's taxonomy places the organism in Eukaryota, Viridiplantae, Streptophyta, Magnoliopsida, Cucurbitales, Cucurbitaceae. Gene Ontology annotation, biological process: CDP biosynthetic process; UDP biosynthetic process; 'de novo' pyrimidine nucleobase biosynthetic process.